CGACUGCAAUCGUCAGCACUAAAGCGAAAGGAACCGAAUUUGUUGUCAUUCUGGAAAAUGCUAUAAACCCGCCCUGAGGAUCACACGAACCGCGGAAAGGAUGUCCAACGCAGUGGUGGUGCUGGACAACGGGGCGUACACGGCCAAGGUGGGCCUGUCCAGCCAGGACGAGCCGCAGGUGGUGCCCAACUGCAUCAUGAAGGCGAAGAGCGAGCGGCGGCGCGCCUUUGUGGGCAACCAGAUCGAGGAGUGCCGGGACACCUCGGCGCUGUUCUACAUCCUGGCCUUCCAGCGUGGCUACCUGCUCAACUGGGACACCCAGAAGACGGUAUGGGACUACGUAUUCAGCAAGGACGGCAUCGGUUGCACGCUGGAGAACCGCAAUAUCGUCAUUACCGAGCCGCAGAUGAACUUCCAGAGCGUCCAGGAGGCGAUGAUGGAGAUGCUGUUCGAGGAGUACCGGGCAGCCGGUGUCUAUAAGACCACAGCCGCCGAUCUGGCCGCCUUUAACUAUGUGGCCGACAGCGAGGAGCGCACCACAAUGCAGACGCUUAACUGCAUCAUCAUUGAUGUCGGCUAUAGCUUCACACACAUCGUUCCCUUUGUCCUGGGACGGCGCGUCCUCGAGGGCAUACGCCGCAUCGACAUGGGCGGCAAGGCGCUGACCAAUCACCUCAAGGAGUUAAUCUCGUAUCGCCACCUAAACGUGAUGGACGAGAGCCAUGUGGUGAACCAGAUCAAGGAGGAUGUCUGCUUCGUGGCGGAGGACUUCAAGCAGGCGAUGCGUGUGCAUCAGUCGGAGGAGAAGCGCAGGGAAAUCUCGCUGGACUAUGUCCUUCCGGACUUCACCACCGUGAAGCGGGGCUAUGUCCGCAUUCCGGGCAAGCCUCGCGAGGACGAGUCGCAGCAACAGUCGGUGCCGCUGUGCAAUGAGCGCUUCACCGUGCCCGAGCUGCUCUUCAAUCCCUCGGACAUUGGAGUGCCGCAGGUGGGCAUCCCGGAGGCAGUGGCCGAUUGCCUAAAGGCCUGUCCCUGGGAGGCGCACCGAGAGCUGCUGCUCAACAUCCUUAUUGUGGGCGGCAGCGCCCAGUUUCCCGGCUUCCUGCCGCGCCUCAAGCAAGACUUGCGCGCCCUGGUUCCCGACGACCUGGAGGUGUCGCUCAUCUGCCCCGAGGAUCCGGUAAGCUACGCCUGGUACGGCGGCAAGGAGGUGGCCACCAGUCCCAACUUCGACGAGUUCGUCUACACGCGCGAUGAUUACGAGGAGUACGGCUUUCAGGGUAUGAACCAGCGAUAGUCUUAAGCUAUUUUCAUACACAAUACACGAUCUUUUGUAGAACA
Molecule: messenger RNA, 1341 nt
Organism: Drosophila suzukii
Lineage: Eukaryota; Metazoa; Arthropoda; Insecta; Diptera; Drosophilidae
Gene: Arp6
Product: Actin-related protein 6
Cellular component (GO): Swr1 complex
Molecular function (GO): nucleosome binding
Source: RefSeq, a predicted model, not a curated record